Diatraea saccharalis (sugarcane borer) is the source of this 885-nucleotide messenger RNA. The record is from the annotation of a GenBank genome assembly. Lineage: Eukaryota; Metazoa; Arthropoda; Insecta; Lepidoptera; Crambidae.
CAAGUUGAGCGCACGCGUCUCGGCAACACUCCACUCACCACGCGCACCGUUCAAACAAAAACAAACCAAAUAACAACAACUUGCAUGCUCAGAUUCAUCAGACAGUAUUGCAACAUGAAACCACCGGUCAAUGGCGCCGCCCUCCUUCACGAUGUGGACAUCCCCACGAAGAAGGCAACAUUCGGCAUGGGCUGCUUCUGGUCCAACGACUCGCUAUUCGGCGCUUCACCAGGAGUUAUUCGCACACGUGUUGGCUACGCGGGCGGCACCACAAAGAAUCCACAUUAUAGAAACAUUGGAGACCACACAGAAGUAAUAGAAUUAGAUUUUGACCCGAAGACUGUUACGUAUGAAGAACUCCUUGAUAUGUUUUGGGCAAACCACGAAUAUGGACUCACCACAAAAAUAAAGAGACAGUACAUGUCCUUGAUUCUGUAUCACGAUGAAGAGCAGCGAGAGGCUGCCGAGGCAUCGUACAAGGUGAUGCAGACACGCUACGGUCAGCUAAGAACAGAAAUAGCACCAGCAGGCACAUUCUACCCUGCAGAAGAUUAUCACCAGAAAUACCGGUUGCAAGGUCACAAGGACCUCUGUCGGAGCUUAGGGAUAAACUCCUCGCGAUUGCAGUCGUCGCAUCUGGCUGCUAGACUGAACGGGUAUCUAGUGGGGGUUGGCGGGAAGGACCAGUUCGAAGGAGAAGUGGCUAAGUUGGGCCUGGAUGAGAAGCAGGCUGACUAUGUGAGGAAGGAGCUGGAACGCAACGAAGGUGGCGGCCUGGCUUGCUAGCCACAAGCAAGUCAUAAUAACAAAUCGAUAAAAAACGUUGAGUUGAGGACUAUGUAGAAGAAAAGUAUAAUUUCCAGGGAACUUUUUAUUCAUUAGCAU